Molecule: messenger RNA, 8166 nt
Organism: Artibeus jamaicensis (Jamaican fruit-eating bat)
Lineage: Eukaryota; Metazoa; Chordata; Mammalia; Chiroptera; Phyllostomidae
Gene: KLF12
Product: KLF transcription factor 12
Exons: 9
Coding region: 541-1749 (402 amino acids)
Biological process (GO): regulation of transcription by RNA polymerase II
Molecular function (GO): RNA polymerase II cis-regulatory region sequence-specific DNA binding; DNA-binding transcription factor activity, RNA polymerase II-specific
Source: RefSeq, a predicted model, not a curated record
UCAAAGCCCGCCUCCUAAUCCUCGGGCGGAGCGGCUCGGGGGCCCCAUUUUAUGGCAAUAAAGCGACUUAGCGCCUGCUGAGCGAGCCCCUCCCCGCCGCCGCCCCCGCCCUCGGCCCCACCCCGGGGCUCGCCCGCAGCGGCGGGGCUUUGUUUCUGGGGAGGAGGACCCGGAGCUCUUUUGUUUGGGGGUUUGGUGUUUUCACCCCCCCGGCUCACCCCGCCCCACAACCCCUCCACCCGCGCCUCUCCGGUUUCCUGAGCUGCGGGCUGCAAGGGAGGAGAAGCGGCGUCUUGCAACCCCCUCGGCUGGGCCCCGGGGUAAUUCGAUGCGGGCCUGGCCAGGCUCCCCACGCUAGACCGGGGCUCGCGUCUCGGCAGCCUCCACCCACCGGCCCACCCUACAUUUAGCGCAUCAUGUGAUCCGGAGUUAGAAACAGAAGUGAAAUAACUCAGCCAAGGAAAGAGAUUUGGAAUUUGAACCCAGAAAUGCCUGACCUGAUGUUUCUAGGUCAAUGUGACUCCAGCCACCAAUGGAUGAAUGAAUAUCCAUAUGAAGAGGAAAACAAUAAAGAAUAUCAACCCCUUUGGAAACAGAAUGCUAAUGCUUGAUGGGAUGCCGGCAGUCAGAGUCAAAACAGAGCUUUUGGAAUCUGAACAAGGGUCUCCAAACGUCCACAACUACCCCGAUAUGGAAGCCGUUCCUCUGUUGUUAAAUAACGUGAAAGGGGAGCCCCCGGAGGACUCGUUGUCUGUAGAUCACUUCCAAACACAAACUGAGCCAGUGGACUUGUCCAUCAACAAAGCCAGGACAUCCCCCACAGCUGUUUCAUCCUCCCCGGUUUCCAUGACAGCGUCUGCCUCCUCACCUUCUUCAACUUCAACCUCCUCAUCGUCUUCUAGUCGUCCAGCCUCAUCCCCAACUGUUAUAACAUCAGUAUCUUCAGCAUCAUCUUCGUCAACAGUAUUAACUCCAGGGCCUCUUGUUGCCUCUGCAUCUGGUGUGGGAGGCCAGCAGUUUUUGCACAUUAUCCAUCCUGUACCACCUUCAAGUCCCAUGAAUUUACAGUCUAACAAACUGAGUCAUGUUCACCGCAUCCCCGUGGUGGUACAGUCGGUGCCUGUUGUCUACACAGCUGUGCGGUCACCUGGAAAUGUGAACAACACUAUUGUGGUGCCGCUUUUGGAGGAUGGGAGAAGUCAUGGCAAAGCACAAAUGGACCCCCGAGGCCUAUCUCCCAGACAAAGUAAAAGUGACAGUGAUGAUGAUGACCUGCCAAAUGUGACCUUAGAUAGCGUUAAUGAAACUGGAUCUACGGCCCUUUCCAUAGCCAGAGCAGUUCAAGAGAUACAUCCGUCCCCAGUAUCGAGGGUCCGAGGAAAUCGAAUGAAUAACCAGAAGUUUGCUUGUUCAAUUUCACCAUUUAGUAUUGAGAGCACAAGACGCCAGAGGCGGUCUGAAUCCCCAGACUCCAGAAAACGGCGUAUUCACAGAUGUGAUUUUGAGGGAUGCAACAAAGUCUACACAAAAAGUUCCCACCUGAAGGCUCACCGGAGGACACAUACAGGGGAGAAACCCUACAAGUGCACCUGGGAGGGCUGCACCUGGAAGUUCGCUCGUUCGGAUGAACUGACGAGGCAUUACCGCAAACACACGGGAGUGAAGCCAUUCAAGUGCGCGGACUGUGAUCGCAGCUUUUCCCGGUCAGAUCACUUGGCACUGCACCGCCGGAGGCAUAUGCUGGUGUGAGGGAUGCUGCCUGUCCAGCUGAGUGGAAGAGCUGGCUCUCUUAGCGGCACCCAGGUCAGCAGGGCUGAAUCCCCUUCACAGUGUUAACACAAAAGGGCAUCGCCAUCCCACGAUGUCUGAAACCAGAGCGGGAAGCGGAAGGAACACUUUUCCUUACGGUCUGAAGGUAAACCCCAUCGCGACUCCACAAGACUCGGCUUCACCCUGGCCUGGGAGAUCGGGGACGCAAAUGCUGAAGAGACAGGCAUAGUUUUCCGUGCUGUGUCCUCUGCCAUUUAAAGAUGUUUGUAGCUUGUACAUUUUCUGAGCUGUCAGACAUUUUGUUAUUGAUACUUCAAAGGUCAUCUACCACAAAUUGAUGGCUAGAGCAAGACCUUGUAAAUUGGGAUUAUUCUCCCAUCGUCCCACCCCCCCAAACCCCUUUUUACAGAAAUUUUAGUUUCCAUCUGAGUAAGACAGGAUGCACCUCCAGUCCGUUACCAGCAAGCAGCAUGAACGUAGGAAAGAAGAAGGUGUCCGAGAGGUUCCGUUACCUGAUGUAAAGGGACACCCGGGUAGCCCUUUGCAAUAGCGAUGGCCGCAGCUAGAUAUUGCCCACAGCUUGUCAUUAUGCCAUGCCCUGAGGAAAACAACAUUGAACCUUUCAUUUGUUUGUUGUUGAUUGUUUCUGUUCUGUUUUGAUUCUGUUUUGUUCAUCUGUUCGAGCAGAGGGGCAGGGACGUUUGUCUGGGAGUCCAGUCCCGGUGUCCGCCCUGGCACGGACUGGCACGGAGCUGUUCUGUAGUUGAAUAGGAAGAGCCUGUCUAAACAAACUACUGCCCCACUUCAAAUUGCAGUGUUCUGUCACCUAGGCAUCGUCUCUUCCUGGCCCUAGUAUUUGAUUACAAGGAAUCGGGGGGGGGAAAAACUUUCUUAGACUCACUGGCACCAAGGUAAGAAGAGGUGGGGCUGCCCAGGCAAAGUCAGAGAACAUGAAAAAUCAGACAAAGCAGAGAUGGAAAUAAUGCGCCUCUUGAGGAGAAAAGCAAUAAUGAAUAAAAGGACUUUCCUACAAUAACUUCACUGAGGACUCACGUUACCGAUUUUCAUACUUACUAAAGGGAUUGUAAGAAACACCCCAACAUUUUAGAUGUCUUGGUUACAUUUACAGCACUGAGGUCAUCUUUCUGCUGUUUGUUGUCCUGCUUGGUCGACUACCACAAUUAAAGAUUGUGCUCCCCUUUGCUUGUUGGAAAAUGGUCAUUUGGCGACUAGCAACGCCAGGGAGGCAGGGCAGGGAAUUAGCUCCGGGAUUAAUGGGUCAGCCCUCCUUGGAACCAAGUCAGUAGAGAGAGCGUGCUCCCCGAGGAAAGCCUGAUGCGGUGCUAGCUUCCUGACUUGGAGAGCCAAGGACCAGCGACUCUCCAGUAGGUUCCUCUGCACAGAUUUCAUUUUCUAAACUGCACCAGGGCCCGGUGGGUCCGAGUCAGCCUCCGCGGGGAUGUUGAGUCCCCUCGUCCCGGGCUGAGGGUGAGAGGCAAUUACAGGCUCAUCAGCCCCCGAAAAGUAAGAGCCUUUUUGGCAGUUCGCAAAUUAUACAGUAAACAAAGCAAUACAUCACCAACAAGCAUUCUCUCAGAAAAAUUAUCAUAUUAUUUUCCCCACUAAAAGCUGUUUCUUUCAGCUUUAUGUGGCUAAGGGGCUUGGUGAGGUUUUUAGUUAUUGUCGUUGUUAAGAUUUUUUAUAGCUUAGAUAUAAAUGUUACCAGCAUAUGGCUAGACCUUUGCAAUAUACUUUAAUUACAAACACUUGAUUUUGGGAAUCGCACAAAUUAACCUCACAAUAUUACUAGCUCAGUUUUAAAUGUUUGAAUAUUCUAAAAUAAUUUACAGUUGCAGAACUGUCCUUUUUAGAAUCAUCUUCUAAUUCAGAUAAUCUUACUCUGAUGAAGCAAGAACUAUAAACCUUGAAACAAAGACAAUUUGUGUUGGAUGGUAUUAAAAGAAAUUUUGUUUUUAUCAUUCAAGCAACAGCAUAGUGAUUUUCAGGUCAAAUUCUGUCUUCAGAAAUAUGUGCUCUACAUUUUCUGCCAGGUCUGAAAAAUUCAUCAGGCAAUUUUUUCUCCAACAAGGGCUGCAGUUUGAUUGAUAAAUUGCUUCUUUAGCUGCACAAUCUACUAUCCACCAAGCACUGGGAUUUUUUUUUUUAACCAACUGGAAAGAUUUUUUUAUCUGUACUGUAUGGAACUCCUACUUCUUAUGGCCUGUGACCAUUGGGAAUGAAAAAAACAGGUUUCUUGACGCAUGUCAGCCAGCAUUGGUUCUUGGUCCACAGCACAGAACAGGGUGGUGGGUGCACACAGCCACAGAACCGUCUCCGCUGGCCCCAGAACCUAGUUGGCAGGUGGUAGGUGAAUUGCUCAGGUGAAGUGUAGACAUGGUUUAAUUCUGUCUGCUCAUAAGAGGGGCCAGUUCUGUUCUGUGCUGAGAGAUGUCUUGAGAGUGUCACAGGUAGAAAGGGUUUGUAGAAUUCACAGAACUGACAGGCAGUGGGAGCUUCCUGAGUGGCAGCUUGGUUUAAAUUUAGCACCGAACAACAUGAGCUGCUCCCCUGUAAUAACAUAGGAAAGAUUCAGGAAAGUGCGUUUUUUCUUCUUCUUCCUCUGAAAGUGGAAACCAGGCUGAGACGGUCUGUUAGCUGAGAAAACCUGUCAGUGUUCCCCCUUUGACUGGUCCCUACUUCUGAGGUGGGACCCAAGCACAAGGAGUGAAUUGAGUUGCUGAUCUAGCCCCAGGACUGAAACUUACGUGGGGCUUGGCUCUGCACGUAACCAAUGGUCUUUGUCAAGUUUUCUACAGAUGUUUUCCCAUGGAAAGGAAACUACUUUGGGAGAGAAAGAAUCGGAUUCUUAAGUGGGAAUACCUGUAGGCGUAGAAAAGCCCCCUGUUUUGUCCUAUGUCCAUUGUAGCCUCUUUUUCAAAAGCACAGUAGAUGAUGAACAGCAGCCAAGCAGUAGAAUCCAGAGGACUCGUCAGAUGUUCCCUAACCAGCAGCAUUCUUUGGUUUUAAAGUCUCAGCUGUUCAGGCGCUUUGCCGUGGGACACAUGUGCGUGUUGGGGAACUCCCGCCCAUGUGGCGGAGUGGCUUGAGAAGCUGCAGGAGGCCAAUCUCUUUGCACUGGGGAGGUUUGAGUUCAAAGGGGUUAAUAUUACCUGAAAAGUUCCAAGGUUCAGGCUUUGAGAUUUAAACAGAUUCCCUGAUCUGAAGGCGUCAGAAAAAAAUUCGCCCUUUCCCAUCAUCCUCCAGCCCCACCCUGUCAGUUGUGUCUAGAUUCGGAGAGGCCUGCUUGGGAACUUGUCUUGUGUUCUGAAAUUCCAGUGGCUUCGCCAUGAACAUCAUACCCACUGCCUGGCAUCACUUCUGCAAAACACUACAGGACACUUGUUUUGUUUUUUUAAAUAGUUGAGCAACAGUAACAUAAACCCCAUUGGGGGAGAAAAAGGAGCACUUUUUUCACUUUAAAGUUUAAGUGGAAAAUAGGAAGAGGAUCGUCAAGGAAAGAAAAUCUUACGAAAAGCUACAGUGUUUACAGUGCCAGUUCCCGGUCAGAAAGGCCACGCUCUAAAUGGUUGAAAUUUGAAUCGCUCGUGCGAAGCUUGUGGUCGUUUUUAUACAACUUUUUUUAACUUCAAAUUGCCAUUUGUGUUUUCAACAUAAAUAUAAUUCUGCACUUUGAAAUCAGUUCAUUAGAAUGAUAACAUGUAUAUGGAUAAAGGUGCAGUAUUCCUUAUUCUGUACUUUAUUUAUUAUACUUACCAAAGCUGCAGUUGAAUAAAUCUGGUGAGGUGAGGCCUUCAAAUGUAUUAAUACGCCUUUGUUAUGUUGUUAUGACUGCUUAGAAAUGUAGCCAUAAUGUUGCUAUAAAGGUGUCUUAACAUUUAUAGUAAGGAUUGACAGAAUUUAAGCAGUGUUAAGAAUACCAGCAUUCAUGAUAUAUUGAGUUAUAGCCUUCAUAUAAAGGACUGAACAUGAGGUAACUCUUACGAAUCAUAAAAAUAGGCCCAGAAAGCCUUAAUACUCAUAGUCCAUAAUCCAAUCUCAGAUUUUGCUUUUUACUAAUCUGAUGUCUGUAGAUUUAGGAAAUAAACGUAUUCUUCAACUUCAUUGACCAGCUCUCUUCCAUCACUUUUUCUGAGGUAGUGCAUCUCAUUACAAAAAUCUUUCACUUUGAUUUGGUUUUGUUUAAGAAUGAGGUUUGGUAAGUGGUGUCUUCCAUGUUACAUUUCUACUUAUCCCCACACUGCCACCUACUGACCGUCCCAGGCACCGCCAGUACACGCUCACCUGUACACGCACCUGUACAUGCAGCCGCCAGGGGGCUCCUGAAUGUCAACAACCUUUUUUUAAGAGAAUGAAUUUGUAAUAAUCCAUGCUGUCUACAAAUGUAAGUUAUUUACCUUAUUAGGGAAUCAGCUUAUAAUGCUAUAUAUGACUUUGCCUGCAUUUUAUAGUUAAGAAGUGUACAUAAAGAUUUUAAAUGCUAUAUUUUCACAGGUUCAUUAUAGAGUGAUGUCUGUUUAGCAACCCAUGUCCAUUGGUACUUUCAAUAUGCUAAAUACUGUGCAAUUGCGGUAGAAAUUCAGAUUUUCAUAAGAAAAUGAAAUUGAGGAUACUGCAUCUUUAAAAAAAUAGAGUGAAGCUAUUUUACUGUAUUCGUAACAUAUGUGAUAAUGGAAAAAGUAUUUUCAAACUCACGAAUUUUUCAGAGGUUGUAAAUAGUUUGAUGAAGAAUGUUGGGGAAAAGAGCUUCUAGUUUUCAUCACAAUAAAAAAAGAAAACCUGUUCAGAUAUGCCUUGUAUGUCUCACACACAGUCAGCGGCACCGCCGCGGGGACCCGGGCCCACCCCCUCACAGCGCACUCCUCCUGUGCUGGAAGAAUGGAGUGGCCACUGGUCUCAAGUCAGCCAGGAGGGUUUAAAACCCGAUGAAGUCGUUUUAAGUUGCAAUCAGCUGAUUCCAAACUCAAAAUGUCUUUACCUGAAAAGGGGGAAAUAGAAACCGCUGCACAGGAUUUUACUUGUGCUGAAGAGAAGCAUCUAGCAAUUGUUCUCUUUCCUCAGUUAUCUUCCUCCUCCACCAAGUAGUUCUUGAUGGAAAAACAAAACAAAACAAACAAAAAAAACUGUACAGUGUUUAUUCUUGUUUAAUUCCAGGGGGAACAGUUUUAGGAGUAGCUAAGUGUUGACAAGAUUCAGUGUUAUGGAUACGGCCACGUGUUUAAAGGAAUCUAUCCUGGCGAUAGUAAUAAGCUAAUGCCCAGUUCCAGAAAUGAAUUGAAAGCUGAAAGUGCCUGUCAGUGAACAUUACGACCAAUGAGAUAUCCUUCUACUUUUUACACAGCAAUAAUCCCUCUUCCGACUGGGUUUUUCCUCUACGUUUGGGAACAGGUGCGCAUAUGCACAUCGUGAAUUGGAUCUGUUCACACACCCAUAAAAAUAUUGUUGUGUCUUUGGACGUACGCCCCAUCUUGUUUACAUGAGCAUUUAUGAAUUUAAUCUUACAUACAGCAUGUUAAGAAUGCCAAUCUGAAUAUUAAAAUUAUCUUCAACAUACACUAGGGUGUAUGGCAGUUAUAAUUUUGAGAUAAAGACUUCACUGUGAUUUGCCCCAAACUUAGGAAGAAGCAUUGAGUAGGCUUCAAAAAGUUUUGCUUAGUUAACAAAAGCCAAUGUAUUUAGAGUAAAACACUAGAGACAUUUGUUUGUCUUACUUUAUUUUCCCCACUAAUAUCAAAUGCAUGAAUCCAUCUUUGCUCGCCAUGUCCCUGAUAUUUUCUGUUUUCAUUUAGGAGCCAUUUUGGAAUGAAUAUCGACACAGUCAUUUAUCCCUCAAACAUCUAUAGGAGUGUAACUGACAUUUAGUAAGCCAACCUUUAACCAAAGUUUGCAGUUAGCCCUGGAAAUUUCCAGAUACAUGUUUAGAACCCAACAACUUUUUCUUGUCAUUAUUUACUGCUAAAACUGGAGUCAUGAGUAGAAAUAUAUGACUAGAUCGUAUGCGUAGACCAGAGCCCUGGAAAUUUCUCCAGCCCUGCCAUCUCAGCACAGAUCCACCCAAAUAAGCUACUGAGGGCUAUAGGCAAAAUUAUACUCCUUCAGAGCCAAAUGUUUGGUCAGAGCAAUUUAGAAAGUAUAAUGGUAAUUAAACACUCAGGCUUUAGACAGUGGGGACAAUCAGGGUGGACAGUGUUCUCCAGAACCAGACCACAGGCCGAGAAAGCCAUCCGCCCUUCCCUCCUCCAGGUUUCAGAAAGAAGGAGAAGGAAAUGAGCCAGGAUGGGGCGUGAAAGAACCCAUUAAGUGUCAAAGGAAGGCUGCUGGGGUUCCUUCACCUCACUGGAGUCAAGUCUCCUGACUGGGCAGCUCUCUGGGAGCUGU